This is a messenger RNA of Sclerotinia sclerotiorum 1980 UF-70, 1533 nucleotides long. RefSeq lists its product as hypothetical. The record is from RefSeq and is a predicted model, not a curated record. The transcript has 3 exons. NCBI's taxonomy places the organism in Eukaryota, Fungi, Ascomycota, Leotiomycetes, Helotiales, Sclerotiniaceae. The coding region runs from base 1 to 1533 and encodes 510 amino acids.
AUGUCGUUAACUGUGAUCACAUUUCUUGAACCCCUGCAAAAAGAUAACCUUACCUCGGCCCCACAUCAUUCACCAUAUAAGACAUCACAAAUCAUCCCCUCUCUCGAGUACCUCAAACUCAUAAAAUAUGUAAAUAUGGAUUCAUCUGACUCGGAAAAGGAAAAUAAUAAUGAUGAGAAGUCCGUCGUAUCAUCACUCGCAUCAGUCUCUUACCCUUCAUCCCCUCGCUCACCCACCUACCUAACAGGCCACAUACCCACCAAGUGGUACCACUUCCAACUGCGUACAACCACGCUUCUCGCUCUUCCCGCUCUCUCCCUCGUCGGUGUAUUUGGAGCCUACAUCGUAGGAGGGCACAACGGAACAUUUGAACACAUCACCAAUCUUGUCAGACAAGAAAACCCGCCCGCUGUUUUUCCGGAUACUAAAUACUUGUUACUGAAAGAUUAUACGGGUAUUAAGGCUCUUGAUAGACAGUUGACUGUUCUGGUGACUUUCUUUGCCACUGUUGUCGAUAGAAGAAAUGUUGCGGUAUGGCUACAUGCAAUCUACGGAUUGGGACAGCUUGGUGCUGCAUGGACGCUGCUGGUAAUGGAGAGUUUGCGAAGUGGGAAUAAAAGGAGAGCUGUUAGUUUUAUCGGGACAGUUGGGUUUAUUUUCCAAAAUAUCACUUAUGCAAUCACAGUACCAAUUUAUCUAUUUAUCCACCUCUUAACAUCACCCGUCGCAAAGCCAUUUCCAGGAACCUAUGCGAAUAGUGUUCUCCUCAUUUCGCCCCUGGAUCUAAAGAUUUUACCACUCUCAAUCAUCCUAACCUAUAUUGUCCCUUCCUUUCUCAUGGGCCUUGACGCUCCCUCCAUAGUAUCAGGAGCUACGCAUCAGCAGCUGAUUGCUUUCUGGCAACCUUUUCCAAUUUGGACAAUCAUCAUCCAAUGGAUUCUCCGUUCAACCUUUCAAUUCAUUGGAUCCAAGGUCUUCUCGAAAGAUUCAAAACAGCCACUCACACCUCUAGGGGCUUCCUAUCUCAGCAACGUCAAACAUGUCUACCGAUUCAUCCUUAUGUUUUGCGUAUUGACGCACCUUCCUAUUCUCCUCAUAGCUCUCAUCCCCGCCUCAGCCAUCUCGGAUAUUCUGCCCAAACUUGCUCCUUAUGCUAGCCUCAAUUUCUUCGAUAUUUACGUUCCCUACUUCCCUUUCCCACUCUCCCAGCAAGUCUCCAAUCUUGCGAGCGGUGCACACACGUUUCUUCAAUGGGACUUGGCAACUGGAUCAACAGCACUGCUGUUAUGGGCUAUAUUGCUAUAUAGAAAUGCUACUGCCGAAAAAUCAAUAGUAGAUCCUAACACUAGUCUCCCUCCGUAUCAGAUCCGAGAGAUGCUCGCAGGGGAGGGAAAUAAAGUUGGCGCAUUAAGGAGAAAACUGUUGGUCAAGAUCGGCGUGUGGAUGUUGAUAGCUGGUCCAAUUGGAGCGACCACUGUUCUGUUAUGGGAGAGAGAUGAAAUCGUACGACAGAAGAUUAAACAGGGUAUUUGA